AUGGCUGAACUCAUCUCGUUGGGGGACCUUCCUCACGGGUAUGACAGUAUCGUCCAUCACGACACUGUGCUGUUCUCAACAUUUGCUGAGUUGAUAGCCAACUUGUUCUCCCGCAGCAACAGCGAGGCAGACACCAACCAUCCGUUGGUGGUGAUCAUAGACGAGCCAGAGCACCCAUCGCAAGAUCUGUUGCAAACCUUGUCGUUCAACGCCAAAGUGUUGCUUCUCAAGUACUUCUUCGGCCACUUGAACACCAUCAUCAUCAAGCCGUCACAAGUCAGCGACCCAGCCUUGGUCGCCCAGCUCAACGAUGCCAUCACCAGAGUCAACGAACUCAUCGGAGACAGAAUCUCGCGGAUCCAAACUUGGACAGGCACAGGCGAUUCCAAAAUCAACGAAUUCCACUUCUUCAAGCAAACCUACGAGGCUGCCCGUUUUGACAUUAAUGAGGUCAUCUGCACCAUGUCCUACACUUUGAACAACCAUGCAAAUAAGUCACACGUGUGCACCGACCACAUCAUACAAUUAAAGGACUUGAUCCUCAAGGAAAUUGAUUUCAGAUCCUUAUUGUCCCAGAACUCGCCACAGCAUUUAUCAAAAUUGUGCCACUUGGUAGGCCACUGGUCUUUCCCCGCCCACGAGUUGACAAACGAUGACUUGGUCUACUGUGUCUACAUCAUGAUUCAAUACGCUUUGAAGCAAGUGGAGAAGAUCAUCGAGUCUUCCAGUUGUUCUUCAUUGAAGGAUUUCCACGUACCUUCACCAAACGAAUUAUUGGGAUUCGUUUUCAUGGUGAGGGACACUUAUAGAAGUGGGAACCCCUUCCAUAAUUUCCGUCAUGCUGUGGACGUUAUGCAAGCAUGCUUCCAUUUCUUGAUCCGCUUAAACUGCUUGCCACCAUUUAAGCAACUUGAAAUCAAUCCAAAGGCUGACGAAUUGGUCUACAUCGAUAUCGAAGAACGGAAGUUAGAUAUAAAUGAAGAAUUAAUCCCAUUAUUUGGCUACAGAGGGCCUAGUGCAUCGUCAUCAUCGUCAUCAAACUCAUCAAACUCAACUCUAGCAUCUACAAACACUCCCCGCUUGAAUCCCUUGCAAACACUUGGAAUAGUGGUUGCGGCUUUGGGUCACGAUGUGGGCCAUCCAGGUCUUACAAACGCUUUCAUGAUCAAGCACGAAGCACCAACAUCGCUCAUAUUCAACGAGCGUUCCGUCUUGGAGCUGUUCCAUUCAUCUGUAUUCAUCAACAAAAUUCUUGUUGUCAACUGGCCCUCUUUAUUGAAAGUUCACACCGAGGGUGAGAACGAGGAGCCAUUUUUGAUAAAGGACCUUAUUGUUUCCAGUAUAUUGGCCACUGAUAUGGCCGAGCAUUUCGAGUAUAUCCACAAGUUGAACGGGUUGAAAGGAGACGCUCCACAUGAUAACAGGAUGGUCAAAUUGAUCUCUUCACUCUUGAUCAAAUGUGCCGAUAUUUCCAACGUGGCCAGACCUUUGAGGGUUUCCUCGCAGUGGGCCUUGGUGUUGGGACGUGAGUUUGAGGAGGUCGCUUCGUUGGAGCGUCGGAUCAACCUAGGUGCCACUUCACUGGAGGACGUCAGCUACACCAGAGUACCGGUGCAGUUUGAACAGGUGUUGAAGCAGGCACCCGAGCUUCACAAGGGGCAGAUUUUCUUUAUCAACACGUUUGCUGAGAACUUGUUCAACAAUAUUGCCGAGCUCUUGCCUGAGUUGAAGUUUGCGUGUGGCAUCAUUAAGGAGAACAAGGAGUUCUGGUUGGGAAGGGCCCAAUAG
This is a messenger RNA of Suhomyces tanzawaensis NRRL Y-17324, 1788 nucleotides long. RefSeq names its product 3',5'-cyclic-nucleotide phosphodiesterase (gene PDE2). Lineage: Eukaryota; Fungi; Ascomycota; Pichiomycetes; Serinales; Debaryomycetaceae. The record is from RefSeq and is a predicted model, not a curated record. The transcript has a single exon. Gene Ontology annotation, molecular function: 3',5'-cyclic-nucleotide phosphodiesterase activity. Gene Ontology annotation, biological process: signal transduction. The coding region runs from base 1 to 1788 and encodes 595 amino acids.